GCUGACUUCCAGGAACUGGCUGCGCGACAGGUCGCAUUUCCACUCGUGCACAAUUGACGGCAACACGGACGAAACAUGGCGAGCCACCUUCGCUUCGUCGCUCGGACUGUCAUGGUCCAGAACGGCAAUGUCGAUGCGGCAUAUGGCGCGCUGAGCAGAGUGCUGUCUUCUGAUGGAAUAAUUGAAUCUGUGAAGCGUAGAAGAUACUACGAGAAACCCUGUCGUGAGCGAGAGAGAAAGAGCUAUGAGGACUGUAAGAGAAUCUACAACAGUGAGAUGGCCAGAAAAAUAUAUUUUGUAUCAAGGACACAAAGACAAGAUCCAUGGCUUGGAUGUUAAGAAGACAAACUGACUGUUCAUGUUGACCCACACAUGAGUCAGGCACAGUGAUCUGCCUCACAAAAUAAAGAUCCACUGGAACAUUUUACAUGUUCACCAUCAAAAAAUCAUUGCAGGACUGUGUUCUGUCAUGACCUUAUUUCCAUUUUGGAUAUUGUUGACUUACAACAGUUUAUAGACAACAUGUUGGUAAUAAUAAAAAGCUGUCAAAUCGUAA
Molecule: messenger RNA, 556 nt
Organism: Cyprinus carpio (common carp)
Lineage: Eukaryota; Metazoa; Chordata; Actinopteri; Cypriniformes; Cyprinidae
Product: small ribosomal subunit protein bS21m-like
Biological process (GO): translation
Cellular component (GO): ribosome
Molecular function (GO): structural constituent of ribosome
Source: RefSeq, a predicted model, not a curated record